ACCGCAGGUGCGCCUGCUCUCCCCUCAAACCUUGACCUCAGAAAAAAACACGGUGAACGUUCGCUCCACCGUUUGCUCGCGUGCCACACCGAACCUGCGCGCUGUGCUUCCGUGACGUCGCUCCAUUGGAGCCUGUGGUUGGAGCGCGAGUUCUUUUCACGUAUCUACUGGGAGAGAGAGGAGAGCGAGCGCACGGCGGUGCCAGCCAUGGUCAGCGCUUUGAGAGAACACUGAAAUCAACCGGGAGGGACAACAUCCUAGACAUGGAAUGCGACUGUGCAACAUUGUGUCUUUCCUGGCUGUCUGACGUUAUUUUUCUGCUCAACCAUUGAAAAGGAGGAGGUUUUUCUCGUUUACGUAUUGGAUUCCAGAGCACUGGGAACACCCCGGUCUCUCUUUCCGUUUCUCCCCCUCGGGUGAAAAGUCACCAGAGUGGAAAGGAUAUUUCGCUUUAUUGGAAUUAUAGCUGCUCUGAAGAUGAUCUCCGGUGUUUUCUGGGAACAUUGUCUUGGAUGAGAACCUGUGAGCAUCAUGAGUACCAAUGCCUAUCAGCAGGGCUCUUUGGGCAGUGAGCGGAGCUCUGGACCUAUCCGGUGCCAGCGUUGUCGGGAGGUGUGUAAGGGAGAGGUGGUGCGCGUUCAGGACACACACUUCCACGUCAAGUGUUUCACCUGUACAGUGUGUGGGUGUGGCCUGGCUAGAUCUGGGUUCUAUCAGAAGAGUGGUGAGUACAUCUGUACGUCAGACUACCAGCGUCUGUACGGGACGCGUUGUGACCGCUGUGACGGAAUCAUCACCGGGGAGGUGGUCUCUGCUCUGGGGAGGACCUACCACCCUACCUGCUUCGUCUGCAGUGUCUGCAGGAAGCCGUUCCCUAUCGGAGACAGAGUGACGUUCAGUGGGAAGGACUGUGUGUGUCAACAGUGUUCUCACACACUCGUCACCUCCAACGAACCAAUCAAGAUCCAUGGACCCAGCCACUGUUCAGGGUGUGGAGAGGAUAUAAAACAGGGACAGUCUCUGUUGGCGUUGGAGAAACAGUGGCAUGUCAGCUGCUUCAAGUGUCUAACCUGCAACAUGGUCCUCACUGGGGAAUACAUCAGCAAGGACAACGUGCCGUACUGUGAGUCUGAUUACCACGCCCAGUUUGGGGUUAAGUGUGAGACGUGCAGCAGAUACAUCAGUGGACGGGUACUGGAGGCAGGGGGGAAACACUACCACCCUACCUGUGCCCGCUGUGCCCGAUGUCACAUGAUGUUCACAGAGGGAGAAGAAAUGUACCUGCAUGGUGGUGAAGUGUGGCAUCCUUUGUGUAAGCAGGCGGCCAGAGCAGAGAGAAGACUCAGGCACAGACGUCUGUCAGAGACCUCCAUCUCUCCACCGGGUUCGUCUAUUGGUUCUCCCAGCCGCGUCAUCUGCGCCAGGGUGGAGAAUGAGAUACUAGACUAUAAGGACUUGGCUGCACUGCCUAAGGUCAAGGCCAUAUACGAGGUCCAGCCACCUGACCUCAUAUCAUCCUACCAGUCCCAGCAUCAUCCUACCAUAUCAUCCUACCAGCCCUACCCCAGAUACUCCUCAGAUGACAUAGAGACCUUCAGCUAUGGAGAGUCACCUGGGACUCUCUGUUCUCAGAAGCUGUAUUACAAUAUAGACAAGAGACAGAGACAGUGUUCCAGCCCUGCCUACAUGGACGGCUCUCCCUCCUUCAACCGCCAAGCCAUGUCUCCCAUCAUGCCUCACUCACCGCAGCACUAUGGACACCCUGUGCUGGCUGCAGGCUCUGAGAGUGGCAGGAGCUCACCCUAUUACGGCUCGCUGGAGGGGCGGCCUAGUACUCCUACCACAUACCACGCCCCCAAGCAUUUCCAUGUACCAGGUAGGACCACACUUCAACUGUGCCCCAAUGGCCCCCUAUUCUCUAUGGAAGUGCAAUAUAUUUGGAAUAGGGUGCCAUUUGGGACGUGCCGCUACGGUCGCUACGGUCGCUAUGCCUCAGGUGAACCCAACAUCUACAGCAAACCUCCCAUCUAUAAGAGAACGGGUACAGUGGCUUAG
This is a messenger RNA of Oncorhynchus kisutch (coho salmon), 2055 nucleotides long. Its product is annotated as actin-binding LIM protein 3. Gene Ontology annotation, molecular function: actin filament binding. The record is from RefSeq and is a predicted model, not a curated record. The coding region runs from base 532 to 2055 and encodes 507 amino acids. Gene Ontology annotation, cellular component: actin cytoskeleton; stress fiber. Gene Ontology annotation, biological process: cilium assembly; lamellipodium assembly. The transcript is spliced from 15 exons. NCBI's taxonomy places the organism in Eukaryota, Metazoa, Chordata, Actinopteri, Salmoniformes, Salmonidae.